AUGGCUCCGCCUCGCUCCCGGAAAGGGCAUGGUGACAGGGCGGAUGAUGAUGGUAGUAAGCCUACUCGGAAGGAAGAUCUCGCGAACCUCUUUGGUGAUGAUGAUGCUGAUAGAUAUGGUGUGGGGGAUGAUAAGAGAGCCCUUUUCGAGUCCUUCAAGAGUGAGUCGUCGGCCAGAGGAGAACAGGUACCUCGCCACCGUAGACAACACCACGAAGAGGAGGGUGGAGGGAGAGGAGGAGGAGUAUACUAUGCUAAUAAUACCCCAUCAGGUAGUAAGAGCAAGUCCCAGGAGAGAGCGGUAGCAGCAGCCCAGAAGGCAGCAGCCAAACGGUCUAGGGACUCUGAAGGUUUUACCUGGAAGAAGGUUUCUAUCGGUUUACUCUUCCUGUCCCUUUUCAGUGCUGGUGCCUUCUCUACGAUACUCACGAUAUACGACUUCUUAGCUGCUGGGUUCAAGAAUAUUGAUAUUGAGGACGCGCCUGCCCUGAGGAAGGUAUUACUAUCAGGAGAUCCCGCUCUAGUGUACUGUUUUGAUAAAUCCAUGAAGGUGAAUAAGGUUCCCCAGGUGCUAAAAGAUGCAGAUAGGGAUCUACGAGGGAUAGCCUCUACCUACACUAUGGAUUGCCAUCAGCCUUUGCCUGACUCUGGCAAGAGCAUUUAUCAAAAAUACAAGUUUUCAAAUAACCUGAUGCCAGCCUUUGUGGUAGCGAAUGGUGACCGUCCUGUCCAACUAAACUCCAACUCUAUGGCGAAUUCACAGACUGUUGUGGAGUUCGUGAAGGUUCGUACCAAACCCAUAGUCCGGUUCGCUAAGAAUGCUAAGCAAUUGGAUGGGAUGUGCCUUAGCCGUCAGAAAUGCCUUCUUAUUGGAUACCGCACUAAGUUCCCUGAUCAAGUGAGGAAGGUUGUUAGAGAGGCAAUGAUGUCCCAUAGGGGAUUGCGGGUCGUGGCUUUGGAUACAUCCAAAUAUAGACUUAAGAUAGAUCCUGCCAUAGUACCAUCUAAUGAGGAUAGUGGCGAGAGCGAGUCGAAAGGGAAGAGGACAGGGAAGAAGAGCAUGAGGAAGACUCUGUCCUUUAUGUGUUUGAAUACCCCUGAUAGGAAGGUAGACCUGGAUGGUCCCACCAAAGGUAUGGUAGAAGUGUUAUCACUCGUGGAUAAGGGUAAGCAACUUGAAAGGGACUAUGAUGCAGUAUCCUUUAUCAAAGAAUGCGAUUCGGGUACAUCAUCCAGCAUGAAGGAAAUGCUCGAUCUACCCUCGAUAUCCCUCCGCCCACCCAAACAACCUAAAGCUCGUCAGCAAGAACAACAGCAGUCGUCCAGCGGUAGUGCAGCUGCUAAGAAGGGACAUCAAGGGUCUCGAGAGGCCGAGAAGGACGAGUUGGGAAAGCAGAGUGGAGGAGGAGGAGGGCGUGAUGCUCUAGAGGAGGAUGAGCCUCCUGUUAUAACUGAUGUUGAUGAUGAAGAUGCUGAAUGGGAUGCGCUACUCAAUAUGGAAGAGGAUGAUGAUGAAGACGAGGAACUCAACUUAUACUGAUCAGUGUU
Perkinsus marinus ATCC 50983 is the source of this 1547-nucleotide messenger RNA. RefSeq lists its product as hypothetical. Bases 1 to 1539 code for a protein of 512 amino acids. The transcript is spliced from 15 exons. Lineage: Eukaryota; Perkinsozoa; Perkinsida; Perkinsidae. The record is from RefSeq and is a predicted model, not a curated record.